Cottoperca gobio is the source of this 5346-nucleotide messenger RNA. RefSeq names its product protocadherin 7a (gene pcdh7a). The record is from RefSeq and is a predicted model, not a curated record. Gene Ontology annotation, biological process: homophilic cell-cell adhesion. The coding region runs from base 979 to 5103 and encodes 1374 amino acids. Gene Ontology annotation, molecular function: calcium ion binding. The transcript is spliced from 5 exons. NCBI's taxonomy places the organism in Eukaryota, Metazoa, Chordata, Actinopteri, Perciformes, Bovichtidae. Gene Ontology annotation, cellular component: plasma membrane.
AGUGCAGGUGAGAGAAAAAAAAAGCCAGAGGAGGAGGAGGCGCAUGUGGAGGAGAGAGAGAAUGCGGGACUCUUGGAAAAAGACGCAUCUACACUCGGUCCAUCACGAGACAUCUAUCCUGAACACAGGCUGCAUGGAUUACGCUUAAUUGAGGAUGAUGUUGGAAUCUCAAUGUUAGCCCAUCAAGAGAGGCUAUAAUUCUCUGUUUUAUUAGGGAAAAAACAGUGAGAAACUCGCUCUGAAAAGCACUCUUGUCUCCUCAUAACUUGCGUGAAGGAAUUCGACGGCUUGGCACGUUGCUCCACUGCGGGGAAAAAAGGAAAACGCAGCUGGAUCUGAAGGUAAGAGGAGAUCCAGUAGCAGCAUCCCAAAGACUUUUCUCAAACUGAUUUCCAUUCCUCUUUUGAGGCUGUGGGUUAAUGUUCCUCGGCGUCCGGAGACCUGAGCAGUGUUUUUUCCCCCUUUCGUGGGGUGCUGCAUUGCAGUUUCUAACUGUGAAAAACGCAAGAAAAGCCUGACUGGAAUUAAAAAAUGGCAUUAUGAACUGAUAAGCAUCCUCGUGUGACAGCGGGAUAGAUCUCCAGUUUACGGGAAAGAAAGAGUGAAGUGGAUUAUCUAAAGGCUGAUGAAUUAGUUGUUUCUUUUCUUCGCAGCAGGAUGGAUUUUUUAAUAUAUUUGUGGCGUGAACAGCCCGGCAAAACAACACCAGUUUUAUUAUAGAAGUUGAAAAAGCCCUUCUGGGUAUAAGAGGAGGAUAAAAGAAAGGAGCCUGCACCGCUGAAGUGAACUACAGUGAGAGUGCGGAAGCUUUUCCCCGGACCUCAAGCGGCAGUCCGCAGAGAGAGAUAGGGUAAGAAAGGAUAAAUCAAACACCCACGCUGUGAGCUACACCAGACCACAAAACACCAAUAAAGAAAAGACAAGCGGCUGCUCAGAGGCAGACAGUGGGAAGGAGAGAGGCGAGAGGAAGAAGGAGCCAUGCAGAGACUUGGUGCAGUGCACUCCUCCGCGGCGCAGGCUCUCAGCCUCGUGGUCUUAGUGCUGCAGCUGCUGACUCAGCUACCGGGUGCCGACUCAGCUCUCCGGUACCGAGUGGCGGAGGAGGGCCCACCUGACGUCAAGAUUGGCAACGUGGCCGCCGACCUGGGCCUCACUGCAGGUACAGGCAGCGGGGAUGUCACCUUCGCCCUGGAGAGUGGCUCAGAGUUCUUCAAGAUUGACAAUGUGACAGGUGAGCUGACAACAGGUACACGGCGCAUUGACAGAGAGAAGCUCCAACAGUGCCAGAUGAUAUUUGAUGAAAAUGAGUGUUUCUUGGACUUUGAGGUAUCAGUGAUUGGACCGCUGCAGAGCUGGGUAGACCUGUUUGAAGGCCGAGUGGUCAUAACAGACAUCAAUGACUACACACCUUCCUUCCCCUCACCUGUGCUUCAGCUCUCCGUUGAGGAGAAUCGCCCAAUAGGAACUCUUUACCUGCUGCCCACAGCAACAGACAGGGAUUUUGGCCGAAAUGGCAUUGACCGCUAUGAGCUGAUUCAAGAUGGUGCAGCUGGGUCAAGUUCAACAAGACGCACAGCAGGAGGAAACCCCAUUGCUAGAGUGGACGGACUUGGGGACCGAAGGGGUAGAAGUGGAGAUAAUGGAGGAGGACCCAGGAGCACUGUGUUUGAACUACAAGUUGCAGAUAUACCAGAUGGUGAAAAACAACCACAGCUCAUUGUGAAAGGCACUUUAGAUCGUGAGCUAAAAGACUCAUAUGAGCUCGUCCUCAGGGUUCGAGAUGGAGGGAACCCACCACGUUCCUCCCAAGCCCUGCUUCGUGUUUCCAUCACCGAUGUGAAUGACAACAGCCCACAGUUCGAGAGGUCCACAUAUGAGGCAGAAAUGGCAGAAAACGCUCCUCCAGGUACACCUGUCCUCCAGGUCAGAGCUUCAGACCGUGACAUUGGAGUCAACGGGCAGGUUGAGUAUGUCUUUGGAGCAGCCACUGAAUCAGUCAGGCGACUCCUGCGGCUGGACGAGGCCACUGGAUGGCUGAGCGUCCUUCACAGGAUUGACAGGGAAGAUGUGGCACAACUGAGGUUCACAGUAACGGCCAGAGACCGGGGUCAGCCACCUCGCACUGACCGCACAACUGUAAUUUUGGCUGUACGGGAUGAAAAUGACAACGUCCCGGUCGUAGAGAUCCGAAAGAUCGGACGGAUCCCCGUUCGAGAUGGAGCAGCGUUGGUACCAGAGAAUGUUCUGGUGGACACACCAGUAGCUCUGGUACAGGUGUCAGACCGAGACCAGGGAGAGAAUGGAGCUGUGACGUGCACAGUUGUAGGAGACGUCCCAUUCACAUUGAAGCCAGCUGGUGAAACAGCGCUCCCACCCUUGCCUGCAGAUGAAGCCUUUGACAGGAAUAAGAAAAAAUACUUCUUGCAUACUUCCGCCUUGCUGGACUACGAGGCCACCAAAGAGUACAGUGUUACCAUAGUGGCAGUAGAUUCUGGCAGCCCCAGUCUGUCAAGCAACAGCUCACUGAUGGUGCGCGUGGUAGAUAUCAAUGACCAUGCCCCAACCUUUGCCCAGAGCGUUGUGGAGGUCCACUUUGCUGAGAACAACUCACCUGGUGAAAGGGUAGUCACUGUGUUAGCCACAGAUGCAGACAGCGGCAAGAAUGCAGAGAUUGCAUACUCCCUGGACCCUGCUGGUAACGGACCAUUUUACAUAGAUGCAGAUAAUGGAGAUAUCCGUGCCACUGGGGUUCUGGACCGUGAACAGCGAGAGAGGUAUGAACUCCGGGUUAUUGCCAAGGACAAGGGAACACCUUCUCUGCAAGGCUCUGCAACUGUUGUUGUUCAGGUGACAGACCGCAAUGACAAUGCGCCAAAGUUUGUCCAGGAAAUCUUUAUAUUCUACGUGAAAGAGAACCUGCUUGCCAACAGCCCAGUUGGCAUGGUCACUGUGACCGAUGCCGACGAAGGCGAGAAUGCAGAACUUAGUCUGUUUGUAGAGAUGGAUGGAGUUGAUGAGAAGAAGACGGUAGAGAAGGUGGAAGGAGAAGAUGGCGAGAAGGAGCAAGAAGAGAUGUUUUCCAUUGAUAACAACACAGGAACUAUCUUUUCUUCUGCAUCGUUUGACCGUGAAAAGCUUUCCACCUACAUCUUCCGUGUCCGGGCUGUGGAUGGAGGGGAGCCCCGCAAAACUGCCACCGCCACUGUCUCUCUCUGUGUGACGGAUGAAAAUGACAACGCCCCCUCAAUCACAUCUCCAUCCAAUGAGUCCUACACCCUCCUCCCACCUGCCAGCAGUGCCCGUACCAUCGUCAGGACUGUAACAGCCAUAGAUACAGACACUGGUCCGAAUGCAGACCUUCACUAUGCUCUAGUGGGGGGAAAUCCCUUCAGACUGUUUGAGAUUGGCCACACCAAUGGAGUGAUCACUCUGGCAGAACCUCUGGAGCGGCGCCACAGAGGUCUGCAUCGCCUGGUGGUCCAGGUCAAUGACAGUGGGGCCCCCUCCCUCUGUGCCACUGCCCUGGUUCAUGUCUUCAUCAAUGAGAGCUUGGUCAACGCCACCCUAGUGGAUGCACAGGUGGCCCGAAGUCUGAUGGCUCCACUGUCACUGGACAUUGCGGGGGACCCAGACAGCGAGCGUGCAUUAGGCAAACAGCGCCUCAGUGUAGCUAUCGGUGUCCUGGCGGGAGCUGCAGCGGUCAUCCUGGUUAUCCUACUUGUAGUCACAGCUCGGCAAUGCGGUGCUCAGGGCAAGAAUGGCUACGAGGCAGGUAAGAAGGAGCCAGAGGAGGACUUCUUCAGUCCUCCGGGGGCACAACCGCCGACCGGUCGCAGCAGGGGAUCGGAUCGUGGACGCAAACCUCGACGAGACAAACGCAAUGGAAGUGCCGUCAGUGUGGCUGUAGGAGGAGGGAAGGCAGACAGAUCACUCUACAGUGGUAUUGUCACAGUCAACGGGCUGCGUCGCCAUGCCAAUGAAGACGAUGAGGAGGAUUUGAGCAGUGCUAGUGAUCGCCUGGCAGCCCGCUACUGUGCUAUGGACGGUGACCCCGGCAGCCCACGGAUGGGCGGUGGAAGAAGGCACCAGUCAAGCCCAGAUCUGGCCAGGCACUACAAAUCCAGCUCACCUCUCCCCGCAGUGAAUCUACAGCCCCACUCCCCCCCAGCUGAGGGAAAGAAGCACCAGGCGGUCCAGGACCUGCCUCCCUCCAACACCUUUGUGGGCAGUGGGGGUUGUGUGGGGAGUGCCGGCUCCAGCAGCAGCAGCAGCGGGGGCAGUGGCAACGCAGAUGCCAUGUCCCUGGGAUCUGACCAGUGCUCAGACUAUGGCUGCCAGACUGGGAACAAGUACAGCAAACAGGGGACCCUUCGCCGGGUGACCUUCUCUGUAGUCAGCCAGCCCCAGGACGGCGGUUGCUAUGACAGUGGCAUGGAGGACUCGGAGACACCGAGCAGCAAGAGUUCAUCAGGGCCGCGCCUGGGAGCCCUGCCGCUGCCCGAGGAAGGCUACGAGCGCACCACACCGGAGGGCAGCGUGGGGGAGGAGGAGCAUGUGGAGAAUGAUGCCAGACAGCUGCCAGACGUAGCUCUGACAGGAAAGUGUACCAGGGAGUGUGAUGAGUUCGGCCACUCUGACACUUGUUGGAUGCCCGUCCACACUUCGCCUCGCCAGCGUCAGCGCCACGGCAGCGACCCACCACGACUCUCCACCUUCGCCCCCGGAGACGAUAAUAACAAUCUCCGUGGUAACGACCACGAGAGUGACAGCGAGAGCGCUGGCAGUGCAGGGAGCUCAGAACCCGGGGUGGUGGUUGGCGGAGAAGGUCAGAGAUUACCCUUAGCCAACGGGGAUCCUCUCGGCAGCCUGGGUAGUGGAGACCGCAACAGGAACAUGGGCGAUCACAACCGCAACCUUCUGAACCGCAAGAUGACUUCGGCAUCCUAUGACACGUUUAGCAGUGCAGGCUUCGGGAGGCGCCAGCAAGACGAAGAAGGAGGAGAAGGCCAGAACCCACCUGAGGUGAUACCACUGACGCGGACAGGAGGGGACUACAAGACCACGUCCUGCCUCACAUUGUCACGCCGAGAGGUCUACCUGUGACAGCCUUGCAAUGGAUCAAUCAUCACCACACCACUCCAUUUUCUGAAAAACAGCGAGGGUUAAGAAAAGAUGUUUCCCAAAAGCCGUAUAUCAAAUUGGAACAUUUGGAUUCUGACUAUUAUUUAUAGGCACCUAAACUUAAGCAAGUAAAUGGAUUAACUCUUCCGAGAGCUCCUUCCAGGAGUACUUUCAAAAAAAAAAAAAAAAAAAAGGAAAAAUCUUUUUUAACUACUACUGAAAGUU